AUGGCGCAACGGGAACGACGCUCAAAUGCUGGGAAUCGAAUGGCCAAACUAUUGGACGAUGAGGAAGAAGACGAUUUCUAUAAAACUACUUAUGGUGGUUUUCAGGAAGUAGAGGAGGAUAAUGACUAUGUACAAGAAAAAGAAGCUGAGGAUGUUGUUGACUCUGAUUUUGAUAUUGAUGAAAAUGAUGAACCAGUAUCAGAUCAGGAAACAACAGAUGAUAAACAGAAAAGGAAAGUCGGCACAAAAUCAUAUAAGGACCCCAAUAGAAAAAGGAAAGCAGCUGUGGUAAAGAAAAUUUCCAAAAAACCGAAGGAACCCAAGGAACCAAAGUUGAAGGAAGAUAAAAGUGACAAAGUUGAUAAUUUUGAUAGAUCCAUUGACACAUCUAUAGAACGCAAAUCUAUCAGACAAAGUACAGCAGUGAAAUCAGCCGAGACUCAAGAAAGAAUUAAAAUAAGAUCAGAGUUGAAAAAGAAAAAACCAAAGAAAGUAGAAGAAAAGAUGCCGUCACAAGAAGAACUUCUCGAGGAAGCACUUCUUACUGAAAAAGAAAAUUUGAAAAGCUUAGAGAGAUUUGAACAAAUUGAAAUGGAAAGAAAAAAGAUUCGACCCACCAAAAAAACCAUCACAGGACCUAUAAUAAGGUACCACUCUUUUGCUGUACCCGUAACCAAUCCUAGUGCCGAUGAUGAUAGAACUAGUUUGACACCGAUCGCAGAUAUAUCGCUCAGUGAUAUUAUCAAAAGCGAAGAAGCUUUCCUCACCUCAAGUAUUAUGAAUGAUGUGUCGAUGUCAGAGCCAAAACUCGAAGUACCCGAUGAGAUUCUAGAGAAAGAGGAAAAACCGAUAAAAACCGACGUCGAUGUGAUUGGAAUCGAUGAGGAGUUGGACAUCGCUAAAGUGGCCAAAGAAGAGAAACCCACAAAAUUGACCCGAAGCAACACUUCUUACUUUGAGAGAACGCUCUUGUCCUUCGAAAACGAUAUAAAGGAUGAAGCGUUCAACGCCUGCUUCCCACAGAAACAGCCGAGGAGAAGACGUGAAUUGUUAUGCGCUGUGACCAAGAGACCGGCUCGCUACAUAGAUCCCAUUACCAAACUACCAUACCGAAGUGUAGACGCUUUCAGAAUAAUAAGGGAAGCAUAUUACCAACAAUUGGAGGCUAGAGGUGACAGAAACGACCCACAAACGGCCGCGUGGCUAAAAUGGCGUCGAGCAGACACUACCUCUACUUACGUACAGAUCCAUAUCAAAUGA
Chilo suppressalis (striped riceborer) is the source of this 1260-nucleotide messenger RNA. The record is from the annotation of a GenBank genome assembly. NCBI's taxonomy places the organism in Eukaryota, Metazoa, Arthropoda, Insecta, Lepidoptera, Crambidae.